This is a messenger RNA of Cynara cardunculus var. scolymus (artichoke), 1956 nucleotides long. RefSeq lists its product as uncharacterized. The record is from RefSeq and is a predicted model, not a curated record. Bases 26 to 1696 code for a protein of 556 amino acids. NCBI's taxonomy places the organism in Eukaryota, Viridiplantae, Streptophyta, Magnoliopsida, Asterales, Asteraceae. The transcript is spliced from 9 exons. Gene Ontology annotation, biological process: protein transport.
ACACCGGCGAUAACGAAAAAAUCCGAUGGGCUCUGCAACUGAACACCGUCGUCUUCCCCGCCAUAACCACUGCGUAAACAACAUCUCUCAUUUUAUCCAGUCUACCGCAUCAAAUAUCUCAUCUAUUUUCAUCCCUAAAUCUCCGAAUUCAUCAAAUUCUGCUUCCUCACCGCCCAAAAUAUUUCUCCCACUUCCGGCCUCUCUACCAGCUGUCUCGUUAUAUGAUUCUUCUCUAAGUGGUAUGGAGUCGUCUUCUUCUUCUACGAGUCCGUCAGCCUCAUCAUCAUUGGUCAGGAGUAUGGCGUCGGAGUCAACCAGCUCAGGGUUUCCGUCCAGCGUGAGGAUUUCCAAUCUGAGUUCGAGUGCGAAUGGCGGUGGACCGGCUUUUGUAGGUCAGGUUUUUAGCAUGUGUGACCUUUCUGGGACUGGUCUCAUGGCUGUUUCCACCCAGUUUGAUAUCCCCUUUAUCUCCAAUAGAACACCACAAUGGCUUAAAAAGAUGUUUCAAGCAGUUAUGAAGAGCGAGAGGAAUGGCCCUGUGUUUCAGUUUUUCAUUGAUCUAGGAGAUGCAGUUUCUUAUGUAAAACGGCUGAGUAUUCCUAGUGGGGUGGUUGGUGCCUGUCGCCUUGAUUUAGCAUAUGAACAUUUCAAGGAAAAGCCUCACUUGUUCCAGUUCAUUCCAAAUGAGAGACAGGUCAAGGAAGCUAACAAACUUCUCAAGAAUGCACCACCAAACACUCUGAAGAGAAGAGUUGAAGGGGUUCCAGUUUUCACUGCACAGAACUUAGAUAUUGCGAUAGCCACGGGUGAUGGGAUUAAGUGGUAUACUCCGUAUUUCUUCAAUAAAAGCAUGCUAGAUGACAUUCUUGAGGAUUCUGUCGAUCAGCAUUUCAAUUCCCUAAUUCAGACGCGGCACUUGCAAAGACGUCGAGAUAUUAUCGAUGACAAUAUGGGUUCAGAUUUGUUGGAUGACAGUGCAGACAAUGUAUGGGAACCCCCAGAGGUUCAGGAAGUUCUGGACGAAAUUGGCACUCCUUCUAUUCCAUUGAGUGUCAUUACGAAGGCUGCAGAGAUACAGCUUUUGUAUACGGUGGAUAAAGUGCUUCUUGGAAACCGGUGGUUGAGGAAAGCCACUGGAAUUCAACCCAAAUUUCCAUAUGUGGUUGACUCAUUCGAGAAAAGGAGUGCAGCUUCCUUUCAAAGGGCAUCCAUGUUACCUAGUCCUGUUCCGAAUUCCGAGUCACACCCCGAAAAAAAACAACUCCAGCACUAUAACCCUUCGAAAGACGAGGUUCAGUGUGCACAUGAUCAUAAAUCCGACUUCCAUUAUCCCUUUGGAGAUUGGUUCACUAAUCCAUGGUUAAAGCCAGUUCAAGAUCAUAACCUAUCCGACAACAGAAAGAGAAGUAGUAGCCGAGAAUGCUUGAACGAAGAACCGCACCCAAACCCAUUCCUUCCAAAGAUCACCAUGGUUGGUGUGGCAACGGGUGAGGCUGGGCCAAUGAGCAAGGCGACUCUGAAGAAAACCAUGGAUGAUUUAACAAAAGAACUGGAAAACACGGACCAAGGGAACCCGACCAACGGUUUUAGUGAAUACAAGUACGAAGAUGAAAGAGACCCACUGUUUGUGGCAAAUGUGGGUGAUUACUAUUCAGGGUUGUCAAAAGCGAGUUCCGCUAGAUGGGUCCGCCGUUGAUCACCCGGAAGCUAAGUCUUUUAGAGGUUGUUUCCAUAUACUUGCAGGAAUUCUAUUUUUUUUCUUGGUAGUCGACAGGUAAAUGUAAAUUAUUAUGAGGACGUCCGUGAUCUUAAGAUGUACUUGAGCUUAUGGGGUCUGUUAAAUUGUUGUUUCAACUACAAAUCAUCUACUCAUUGGCAAUUGGCAUUGUGUGUUUUAUCUGGUUCUUAAUGUGAUUCGUUGACUAUUGACAGUCAAAAUAAAGAUAAUCCUUUGAU